This is a messenger RNA of Pestalotiopsis fici W106-1, 741 nucleotides long. RefSeq names its product Eukaryotic translation initiation factor 6. The transcript is spliced from 4 exons. Gene Ontology annotation, molecular function: ribosomal large subunit binding. The coding region runs from base 1 to 741 and encodes 246 amino acids. Gene Ontology annotation, cellular component: preribosome, large subunit precursor; nucleolus; cytosol. Gene Ontology annotation, biological process: assembly of large subunit precursor of preribosome; maturation of 5.8S rRNA; ribosomal subunit export from nucleus. The record is from RefSeq and is a predicted model, not a curated record. NCBI's taxonomy places the organism in Eukaryota, Fungi, Ascomycota, Sordariomycetes, Amphisphaeriales, Sporocadaceae.
AUGGCGGUGCGAGCUCAGUUCGAGAACUCCAACGAGAUUGGUGUUUUCUCAACCCUCACCAACUCUUACGCCUUGACUGCUGUCGGCGCAAGUGAGAACUUUUACAGUGUCUUUGAAGCAGAGUUACAAGAUGUCAUUCCUAUUUGCCGGACAACGAUUGCGGGCACGCGCAUUAUUGGCCGACUAACAGCAGGAAACCGCAAGGGUCUCCUCGUGCCCACAUCGACGACAGAUCAGGAGCUGCAACACCUACGGAAUUCCCUGCCCGAUGAGAUUCGGAUACAGCGCAUUGAGGAGCGCCUCUCGGCCCUCGGUAACGUCAUUGUCACAAACGACCACAUUGCCCUCGUGCAUCCGGAUCUGGAGCGCGAGACGGAGGAGAUUAUUGCAGAUGUUCUCGGAGUCGAGGUUUUCCGUCAGACCAUUGCCGACAACGUGCUAGUCGGCUCCUACAUGUCUCUCAGCAACCAGGGUGGUCUCGUCCACCCCAAGACCAGCAUACAGGACCAGGACGAGCUUAGCAGUCUGCUGCAGGUCCCGCUCGUGGCUGGCAGUGUCAACCGAGGAAGCAAUGUCGUCGGAGCUGGCAUGGUCGUCAACGACUGGAUGGCAGUGACGGGCUUGGACACGACAGCCACCGAGCUUAGUGUGAUCGAGAGUGUGUUCAGACUAGGCGAGGGCAACGCACCGGGUAACAUUUCGGGCAGCAUGAAGGACACCAUGGUCGAGAGUUUCUACUAG